Messenger RNA from Thrips palmi, 1614 nucleotides. Its product is annotated as nuclear transcription factor Y subunit beta. The transcript has 10 exons. The coding region runs from base 46 to 1614 and encodes 522 amino acids. The record is from RefSeq and is a predicted model, not a curated record. Gene Ontology annotation, molecular function: protein binding. NCBI's taxonomy places the organism in Eukaryota, Metazoa, Arthropoda, Insecta, Thysanoptera, Thripidae.
GCGCCCUGCCCGUCGACCAUCCAGUUCCGCUGCCGCACCGCCUCCAUGGAGUGCAUCGCCGUGUACAACCAGUGCGACGGCAUCCCCCAGUGUAGCGACGGCUCCGACGAGCUCAACUGCCCCGUCACGCAGGCGCCGGCCUCACCUGGCCUGCUCGGCGGGGAUGCUUCGACCUUCGGCAGGCCCGACGCCAGCCGGGUCAUGACCGGUAUCGCUGUCGGCGCCAACGGCAGGAUCGGCGCCAACGCUAAGGUGGAGGAGGCGGCUGGCGACUCCCACAUCCACGCCCAGGAGUUGAUGGACCUGCGGGACCAGCAGCGGCAGCAGUACCCCGUGCUCUCCAUGGCGGACCUCAAGGUGCAGCAACAGCUCCUACCACUGCAGCAGCAGCACGCCGCGGCCCCGCAGCAGACGGAGCAGGCCCUGAACGCCUACAACGCCUGGACCUGGGCCCAGCAGCAGCAGCAGCAGCUGCAGAAGCAGGCGCAGCAGUUGCAAGCGCAGCCGCAGCAGAAGCAGCAGCCGCAGCAGAGCGUGGAGGCGCCCCAGAUGUCACUGUCCGACCAGCUGGGGCAGCUCACGCAGCUACCGCAGCUACCGCAGCUACCGCAGCAACAGGGCGGCAGGAUGCAGGGGGUCAUGGCGGCGGCCCACCAGACAGAUUCAACUGCAGUGCAGUCACAGACGCCACUGAGGCCGCAACCGCCGUCCCCUCCCCGUGCUCCCUCCCAGCCUGAACAGGAGCAGCAGCUGCCCGUCCAGCAGCAGCCCCAGCAGCAGCAGCAACAACAACAGCAGCAGCAACAACAACAGCAGCAGCAGGACAUGGCGGCUGCGCUGCAGCAACAGCAACAACUCCUCCUGCAGCAACAGCAGCUGCUGCUGCAGCAACAACAACAACAGCAGCUGCAGCAACAACAGCAGCAGAUCCCCCUGUUCCAGCGGACCGGCACCGUGGCCAGGGUGGGCGUCAACCAGGUCAACCAGUGGGACAGCGGCGCCAACCCUUACCGAGCAGGAGAACACAACAGCCACAUCUUUACCCACAAAGGAGGCGUCCUGGACAGCGACCACUACCGCAUGCACAACCACCCACACCAGGUGUACGGCGGCGAGGAGCUCCAGAACAGCGGAGCGGGCUACGGAGACUCGAUGCUGGGCCCCGGGCAGAACAACCCAUACUACAACCAGCAGGGCGGACCGGGGCGUCAGUCAGACGACUACACGCCGCUCCGCGCCGGUGCCGGCCAGGCGGGGCAGGCGGGUCCGGCGGGUCCACUGCGCGGCUCCCCGUCGUACGGCGGCCAGUACGGCGGCAACGACUACUUCUACGAGGACGGCGGCAGCCAAGGCGCCGAGAGCCGCCUGCAGAUGGGCAACCCGGCGCGCGCGGGACUACAGGGGGAGGACGGCAGCCGGAGGCUGGAGGCGGACUUGACUUCGGUGCCCUACGAGAAGCAGCCCCCGCGGCAACAGGGCAUGAUCCUGACGUCCCUCAUGCUGGUGGUGAUCGUCUGCCGGGUGCGCGUCAUCAAGCGAAGGAUGCUGCGGCGCGGCGGACAGUCGCAGUACGCCCACGACGCCGACUACCUGGUCAACGGGAUGUACCUGUGA